Molecule: messenger RNA, 6557 nt
Organism: Leptomonas pyrrhocoris
Lineage: Eukaryota; Euglenozoa; Kinetoplastea; Trypanosomatida; Trypanosomatidae
Product: kinetoplast-associated protein-like protein
Exons: 1
Coding region: 192-6557 (2121 amino acids)
Source: RefSeq, a predicted model, not a curated record
AGCAUCAAACACACCCACCCACAUAUACAUAUAUAUAUAUAGGCACCCCUUCACACAUAUUAUCAAACGGCAAGAGGCGACACCUCCCUGUCAGUCCCCGUCGACGCGGAAGGGCCAAAAACACAGCGUCUUCUUUUAUAGAGAGUGCGUGAGUGUGUGUGUGUAUGUAUACAGCGGUAUCUUCUCAAGUUAUGGAUAACGUCCCACGAGUCCCACCACGGCCGUCCAGACGCGAAGGCGACCCCCAUGUCGCCACCCGCAGCAGCCAAGCUCCCGUCACCAUCUUUGCCGCCAGCAGCGGCAGCAACAGCAAUAACAACAGCAGCGGCGGCGGCGGCAGCGGACUGUCCACCCCACCCCCAGCCCCUGCAUCCGCCCACUCCUCCUCGACGGAGCGCUUGCUGAGGAACAUCGAAGAAACCAGCGACCUUCUCCGUACGUUUCGCCUUCUGAAGGAGCGCGGGGCGAGCCGUGACGAGCUCUCCGCCCUGCACGCCCGCGUGCGCGGCUUAAAAGCGUCGCAGGCGCGCCAAACAGCGGCGGCGGCGUUGUCGUCCGACAAACCCGUCACCUCGACACCUCGACUCGGUGCCCCUUCUGUGCCUAUACGCACGCUGGCUGCAACCCAUCCGAUAGUCCCAGUCCAGAGAGACUCGAACACUCCGUCGACAGCAGCUUUCGCCGCGCCACCGUCCGCGUCACAUCACCAUCCGCACCACCAUCGUACGCAUCACACCGACCCCAAUAGCAGCGACGUGCGGCUGCCAUCGCGGCCAGACAAGGCGCAUGGCAGACUCUAUGCGGCUCCUUCUCCACAGGGCGUACAAGCACCACACGCAGCGGCGUCACCAACCCUCGCAGCUUCCACACGUGUCCCGGCUGUUGCUGCUGUUGCUGCUGCUGCCGCCGCGGCCCCGCUACACUCGAUCGUGUUCGCGAUUGUCCUGGCGGAAUCACACACGCGUCGCGAACUCCUGCACAAGUGGGAGCGGCGACUGCUGCGGUAUUGGGCUGACUUUAAGGAGGAACGGGUCGCCAUCGCACUGCGGCCGGUGGCACAGCCGCCGUUGCGAUGGCUGGGGGAUGUCGGCGUGCGUCACACUGCUACCACUGCCACUGCCACCAGCAACCACCACCACGACGACAGUGCGGUGCAUCGGCCGCUGGCACUGCAGGAACGUACGGCUGUGACGGCUCCGUCCACACAACAGCAGGAGCAGGAGGAGGAGGGCACAACGACGACGGCGGCUAGAUAUCUGAAAAUUCCACCGGUUGUGCCACCACAGCUCAGCAACGAAGCGGCGAGAGCAACGCCCUCGAUACCGGUUGCCGCGGUCGCAUCGAACGCCACAGGCGAGGCUGAGGUGAAGGUUCAUCACCAUCAUCCACACGAACCCGCUCUGCCCUUGCCGGUGCCUGCUGCUCCACCCAGUCAAGCGCAGGCUCUGCCGGUGCCUCUUCCUGCCGUCGCCCCUACGCUCCCCACGCCCACGACAACGAAGGUCCCGACUACCGCUACCACGACUACGACUACUUCACCUCCUUCGGCUCCUCCUGGGCCAUCCAUCGUACCCCUGCCGUCCUCAGCGCAGUCGGCGGACGACGCGGUCAAACGUAACGCAGCGGCGGCAGCAGCAGCAGCAGCAGUUGAACGUGUGCAGGCCGACCUCAUCGCAGCUCAGAGAGAGGCCAUCGAGGCGGCGGCUGGCAUCGCAGCCGCGGAAGCGGCGGCACGGCGGACGGUUCUGCAGGCGGCGGCGGCAGCGACCGCACGGGUGCAAGCGGUGGCCGAGCGCAGACGGCGCGAAGAGAUGGAGCGCGCAAAAGCGAUGCAGCUGCGCGCCCAGCAGGAAGCCGCAGAAGCAGAAGCAGAAGCCGCGCGGAUCAAGGCGGAAGAGGACGCUGCCGAAGCGCUCCGCAGCGCCGAGGACGAGGAGGCCGACGACCGCCGCGCCGUCGAGGAUGCGGAGGGCGAUGCGCGCCGCCAGCUGAAGCAGGACGCGGAUGACGCACACGCCCGCGCUGCUGACGCAGAAGCCGCACGUUUGAAGGCGGAGGAGGAACAGGCUGCAACGCGUGCCACCGAAGCUGCACGACUCCAAGCGCAACAAGAAGCGGCAGACAGGGGUGCCCGUGUGCACCUCGACAGCGAGCAGCACGCAGCGCGAUCGGCAGUGGAAGACGAGGAGAGCGGUGCCCGCGUACAGUUAUUGCGCCACGCUGCGAACAACAGAAAGGCGGCGGGGAUCGCAGCGGAGAGGCGCGCGGCGCAUGAAGACGCGCUGCUGGCGGCAGCAGCGAAGGCAGCAGAGGAGGUGCGGGUCCAACGUGAAGGAGCGCUGCUUAUCAGCUCCCUUGAGCACCUCACGAACUCAUUACAAGACGAGUGGAUCAGCGAUGCUGCAGCGCAGGCGGUGUCGAGGGCAGCCGCGCGAGAGCGAAGGGCGAAGGAAGAGGAGGAGAGACGCAAAGCCGAAGAACAGGAAGAACGUGAAAAGGCUGCUCAUCGCAAGGCUGAAGAAGAUGAAGCGACUGCCGAGGCUGCACGUGCAGCGGUGGAGAAAGACGCCGUUGAUGAUCGCCGCGCCGUCGAGGACGCGGAGGGCGAUGCGCGCCGCCAGCUGAAGCAGGACGCGGAUGACGCAUACGCCCGCACUGCUGACGCAAAAGCCGCACGUUUGGAGGCGGAGGCGGAGGAGAACGCUGCGGAAGCUGCACGAGUCGAGCGGGCGAAGGACGCCGCCACACACGAGGAAAAACGUCAGCGAGUGGACGCCGCUGAAAACGUUUCCGCCGCUCUCCUGGACGGGUGGCUUCGCGAUGCCGCCACCACCGCUGCGGAGGCGGGGGCACGAACGGUCCUUGUCGCGAAGGAACAAGUCGAGGCGGAGCGGAUCACGCGUGAUUCGCUGGAGGCUGAGGAGGUGGCGGCACGGGCAGAGGUAACAGGACGCGAGCGGCGUGAGCUCGGUGAGUGUUGUAAAACAACAGCGGUGCAGGCGGCACCGCGAGGAGAUGGAAGUGCGGCGUCAUCUUCGAAGCACGCCGCGGAUGCCCAGCGGAACGUCGAAGAGGCGAGCAGUGCCGCCCACACACCGACAUCGUCCUCCGCCGCUUCUUCUACAUCUUCGGUCGCCUCCUCGCCGUCUUCCUCGUCGUCGUCUGCGCUGCGGAAGCGGUUGUCUGCGCCGGAUGUUUUUGUGCAGUUUGCGGAUGACUUCCUGGCGGGCAUCAUUCACCAAGCAGCGGAAGGGCUCGAGCAGCGACCGCAACGCAAGGACGGAGAAGCUUGUGUCGCAGGGGAUGUACACGCCGCCCCUGCAGCCCUCGUCACGCGCGAAGACAGGCAGGCGAGUAGUGGGGCAAAACACUUGGAUGCGGUGCAGCCGCAGUCGGAGCGCGACAACGCUACGGACUCCGCCUCUGCACGGACGUCACCCUCGAGUGUCUCGCUCGCCUCGAACGCCAGCACCUCGGAAUCGGUGCCGCCGCGCGCGGAGCAGCCGUCGCCGCUGGCCCCACCGGCGCUCGUGACGGCUGCUGCUGCUGCUGCUGCUGCUGCUGCUGAGGCGGCGCUUGGUGCUGUUGAGCGGACCGACUCCUCUGUCACUUCGCAACACAAAGCUAGGAGAGGGGAGACGGAAGUGGAAUUGAAGGAAGCUGCACAUGCACAGGCCUCGGCGGACAUCGUCAUUACCUCGCCACCACCACAGUCAGAGCCAAGAGCGUCAUCUUCCCUCACGUCCAACGACGCUGACGUACCGGCCGCUGACGCAGCGCAUUCGAGUAGUGGCGAAGCAACACCGUCUGAAGCGACAGAGACGACGAGUCGCUCGCCUCAUGCCGCCACACCCACCUCAGCUGCUCCGCACGGCCAACAACACCAGCAGCAGCAGCUUUUGUUGCAGCGGGAGGCAUUGCAGGCCGUCCCCGCCGGCGGCACGUGCUUCUCGUCGCCGAUGCGGUCGCUCUCUAUGAAUUCGUCUGCUGCUGGCGAUGCCGAUGGCGACGGCGAUGGGGAGGAAGAGGAGGCGUCGGCUGCGAUGCCAGCGCAGGGGGUGCAGCGGCCAUUGAACCUUACCCCACCGUCAGCCCGCGUCCUCUCUCCGCUGAUUACGGCAGCGGACGACGCACCCGAGACAGCAGCAGCAGCAGCAGCAGCAGCAGCAGGGGUGGACAAGGAAGGCGAAGCGGAGAAGAACGCGCUGCUCCCUAGCUCAAUCCAAGGUGAUGGGGCUCGGCAAUCGUUGCAGGUGUCCGCUGACGCACCGCACGGCGAGCACUGCGAUCGUACUGCUGCCGCUGCUCCUCUUCUUCCUUUGCAUGCAGCUCCCCGCCAAGGCAGUGGCAGCGGAGGAGGGGCGGCAGAAGCGGAUAUGGGCUCCUCCGCGAUUGCGGAGGACUGGAAGACGCUCGACCUCGACGCGUCCACCAUCACCACCACGGCGCCUGCCUUUACGGUGGAGGCGUUGGAGGCGGCCUCGGCGCACAUGACGACGAUGCUGAUCCACGACGCAGUGCGGCUGCUCCCGACGAAAGAUAACCACUACCCCUAUGCGCUGCUCACCUCUUCGCCAAAGGAGGGCGGCGGCGGGUUGAGCGGGGAGUGGCACUACGCGCCGUCCUUGUCGCCGGAGCGGCUGGAUCGGGUCCGACCCCUCUCCCCCUCCCACGCGCUGACUCUUUCACCAGAUGGCAACGACCACGUGGAGAGGGGUGUGACCGGCCAGGUCGGCAGCAGUGGUAGCAACAGCAGUAGCAAUAAUAGUAGCAGCACCAGCAGUGGUGGGACCUCGAACGCGGCUGCCAGCACAGGCGACGAUGGCGAGAGGCACGCGGACAAGAAGCACGCCACCACCAGCAGCAGCAUCAACGACCUCGGGCCGGGAUUUACACGGUCCGACGCACAGGAAGGGCUGCCCCUCUCCCCGCGUGCGGCGUCGUCGCUGACGCCGCUCGUCGGGGCACCGACAGUGGCGCCCGGCGUCGCGAGCGGGGAGGGCCGCAGCGACCUCGCGAGCCUCACCACGCUGGUCACCGCCGUGGCGACGCCGAACGACUUCGUUGAGCAGCUCCGGCAGCAAGAGGAAGCCAAAAAAGAAAACGCCUAUCAGCAGAACCGGUACCUGUCCACACGAGAGCUCGCGCUCAUCGCGGCGGAGUACCUGACGUCGGAGGUGGCCGCAGGGCAGCUGGCGGCGCUCGGCCCACCAGCGGUGCUGACGGCACGCGCCAUCGCCCUCGUGCUGUCGGUCGGCCUCGUGCAUCGCGUCACGGUGGCGAACCGACACGCCCGGCGACGUGUGGAGGCGGCAAAGGCGGCGGCCGCGUCCAGAGCGGAGAAGAGCGGCGCAGCGACAACAUCCGCGCACACCGCGGGUGCGUGUGUCGGGCGUCCAAGUGACACGCUGAACGGCGAGUUCCCUGCCUCGGAGGACGUGAAUGCAGAGAGCGAGUCGGACGACGAGGAUGAAGUCGCCCCCUCCUCUCCGAGUCUGGGCCGUCGUGGGUUUGGUGGCGUGGCUGGCGAAUUCGCCUUCGCAGGAAAGGGAAAGGCAGGUGGUUUCGCGAAGGGUGAUGGUGCGGACGAAGACGGCGGUGGCGAGUGUGGGUUCCCGACCGGCGGCGCUGGCGGCACGACUGUUGGGAAAGAGAACCCAAAAGGAAGUGAGGCCUCGAACUGCUCCAAGCAGUUGCCCCCUUCUGUGAUGUCCUCCUCCGCGCCCCUCCGCUUCUCCACUGGAGCAGCCGCGAAGGCAUCGGCAGGCAGCGGCAGAACCUCUCCACCGCCACCAGCGCCUACCAACUCACCGAUCAUCACGGCGCUAGCACCUGAGGGAUCUGCGACGAAGGCACCGCCAGACGCCACGGCGCCGCGCAAACUUCCGCUGGAUUGGAUUGCCGGACUGCGCGGAGUUGCGGAGCGCAUCGCCCGUGAUUUUAUGGAUUACGCAUCCCGUUGUCUCCUGCUGAGUCAGGGCGAGGGGCAGUCCUGUCAAGACCACCUGCGCACGGCCAACGCGGUGCUGCGCGACGCGCUGGCGCGGGUGAACAUCAACGCCCUCCUCACGCAGGAGCUACGAGCGCGGGAUGUGGCACGGCUGACGGUGUACUACCUCGACCUGGCGAUGAACGGGGCAGAGGAUCGGGCAGACCCGCUCUAUGCCCCUGCCGCGCUGGGCGAGCACAACAUGUUUGGCCGCCGCAGCAGCGGGGAUGUAGAGGAAGGCGGUGGCUCCGCCGGCAACUCCUUUCCGGGUGGCGGGGACCGGAGUGUGUCCUUCAAGAGCGGUGACAGUGCGGGGAAUUCGAUGGCCGCCCUGUCCUCUCUCUUUGCGUCGUCGCCCUUUGCCCCGCCGCUGCACCCCCGCAACGAAACACUCCUGACGGCGGCCACGGCCAUUCACGUGCGGCGCGGAGGCUUAUCGCAGCUCGUCUUCGAGCACUGUGUAUCGAACGUGAUGAGUGAUUUGAUCGGGGACACGGUCGGCUGGCUGGGCACCGCCCUCCUGCAGCCGUCUGCCCCCUCUGCGGACGCGUCGCGGCGAUCAUCGUAA